GACUCGCUUCCCAAGUUUCUAGUCACUCCUAAUGCGAUAAUUUUGGUUUUUGGAGAUUAAACGUGUUCCGUGAUGGGAAAUUCAUCGUGUUGUCUGCGAACGAGGUCGUCGAGCGGAGAGGACAAAUCGUAUAAUAAUGAUGGACAGUAUAUUAGAACUAAUCAAGUGGAGUUCCAGUAUGUCAAUCAAGUGUUCCCUCGUGAUGAAACAUCGACAAACUUCCUUCCUCACAUAAGUGAACGAGAGGUAACAGAAGGAUACGAGGAAGAUCCAUCAACGAAUCCAACAGCUCGGCCAACAUUUAUGGAACGAAGUAAAAGUGAAAUGAAAUUAAAAGACAAUCGUCGUUCAUGUUAUAUGUUGGAUGCAUUGGCAGCUGGUGGUCAUCAUCCCGGAAUUUUACCCAGAAGCCUGCGUAAAUCAAGCAGCUGCAGUACUAUUUAUAUUGAUGAUUCAACAGUCAGUCAACCUCAUCUUAAGAAUACAAUAAAAUGCAUUUCUCUUGCAAUAUAUUAUCAUAUUUCAAAUCGUAAAAAUCGUGGACACGAGCGACUAAUGGAGAUUUUCGAAGAACGACUUCAUCCGAUUUUCAGAGAUCCUAUACCUCCAGAGCAAAUGACACGGGAUCCUGAUCAUCGGAAUAUUUAUCGGUUUGUCAGAAAUCUGUUUAGUUCUGCGCAGUUGACCGCCGAAUGUGCUAUUAUUACUUUGGUGUACAUCGAACGAUUGCUUAAUUACGCAGAAAUGGAUUUGUGUCCUUCAAAUUGGCGUCGGGUUGUACUCGGUUCAAUCAUGUUGGCAUCAAAAGUAUGGGAUGAUCAAGCUGUUUGGAAUGUUGAUUAUUGCCAAAUUCUUCGAGAUACAAAUGUUGACGAUAUGAACGAAUUAGAACGGCGGUUUUUGGAAUGUCUCGACUUUAAUAUUGAAGUUCCGUCGUCGGUGUAUGCCAAGUAUUAUUUCGAUCUUCGAACAUUGGCACUUGCAAAUGAUUUACAAUUACCAAUUCAACCGUUGUAUAAGGAGAGAGCGCAAAGAUUAGAGGCUUUGAGCCGUGUCUUCGAGGAUAAGAUUCAAUCAUCAUCGCUUCCAAAGCGUGCCCGGUCAGCUGAACAUCUUGUCUUUGAGCAUCCGGCUGUUCUCUCGUAGACAUUUUUUUUUCUAAUUUAAAUAUUUUGUUCAGUCAAUUUAUUGUAAUAUUUAUAAUUCUGUAGUUUCAAUGGAUUUGCCUUCUUUUUGAUUUCAAGAAUGUUAAAAGAGAAGGUAUUUCCAAAACCGCUACAGUUUAUUCUCGCAUGUAACUUAUUUCAACCUGCCCCAGUCAACCCCAAUGCAUAAUAAUUUGAAAACGCCAUAAUGUUUCUUUUGUAUGUCUUGUCAACUGUUAAUGUUUUUGCUUCUUCCUUUGCUAUUCUCUUAAUUAUUUCUCUGCACACUAUCGUUUUAUCUUGAAUACGGCUAAAUUCGUUUCCUUUGACAAACCCCAUCUUGUUUUCCUUCUCAAAUUGCUUGUAUUUUCAAAAAAAGAAGUUUGUUGGCUAUUUAAUUGACUCAAUACCUAUCUCAGAAAAUCUCAUUUUCUCUUUCUUUGUUUUCUUUCGAUCCCUCCAGUAUUACAAAAUAUCUGCAAAUACUUCUGUAUCACCAUGAUCAACCCAUGUCCUCUUUUGAAUAGAUACAUUUGAAUCGAUUACAGUAAAAUUGUUUU
Caenorhabditis elegans is the source of this 1705-nucleotide messenger RNA. It is a transcript of the gene cyy-1, whose product is annotated as Cyclin-Y. Gene Ontology annotation, molecular function: protein kinase binding. The record is from RefSeq and is marked reviewed. NCBI's taxonomy places the organism in Eukaryota, Metazoa, Nematoda, Chromadorea, Rhabditida, Rhabditidae. Gene Ontology annotation, cellular component: cytoplasm; dendrite; axon.